AUGCCCGGUACCUUUUUUACAUCAUGGGACCUGUGGCAGGAGAUGACCUUUGUCCUCGCUAUGGCAAUUGUCUGUGUCUUUUGCGCAGGUCUGGGCAAGCUGUGGUGGAACAAUCGACUGAUGAAGAAAAAAGAAGUGCUGGACAACGAAAAGAGGGCGCGGGUAGAGGAGAUGCGCAAGACGGGCCUUCCGAUGAAGCGGGCCAACACGGUCCCCUUCGGCGUUCGUGCCAUCCAGAGCGGCAUCGAAGUCGACGGCAUAUGGAUAUCUCGGCCGGCAUCGCUCAACGAACUGGGAGAGAAACUGGCUUCCUCGACGACCCUCGCCGGCCGGGACUCAGAUUCACAAAGCAAGGGGCGCGGCUACUACGAGGAGGAACGAUCAACUCGCAUCACCGCAACAAACCUCGGCCCCAAACCAAGCCCUUCCUCCGCCUCCAUCUUCCAGAAGCUCACGGACACCGAAUCCCUGGGAAGCAGCACGCCCUCCGCCGCACUACCCGUCUCGCAGUUCGCAUACAACAAGACCAACACGAGGCAUUCCUCCCGAUCGGCCGGCACGUUGAACGAAGACACCCUGAGGCGCCUCGAAGGCCAGUCGCCGCCGCCGCCACGAAACCAACAGCACUGCGAUAUCUACAUCCCGACCACUACCAACACCACCGCCGCCGCCGCCGCAACAAUAACAACAACCACAGCCACAACCACCAUACCCCCCACCUCCCCGCGCCGCCCCAACCCGCGCCGUCCCGGCGACCGCAGCUCGGUGGCUUCUUCCUCAGCCGACUCCAUCGAUUCGCAACCGCGCUCGUUCAAGAGCGCCAGCGACGGCCGCAGCUACACCUCCUCGCACAGUUCGAGGCUGUACAUGGCGGCGGCGGCCGCCGCGCGGCACUCGCAGCAGCAGCAGCAGCAGCAGCAGCAGUCGCAACAACACCCGCAACAGUACCACCGACAACAGCACCACCACCACCAACACCAACAACAGCAACAGCAGCAGCAGCAAUACGCGCCGGCGCCGCCGGACCCGACGUUUGGGCCGGGGGAUCUGCACUUUAGCAACAACAGUCGGGCUUCGGGGAGGGCUGGCGAGGGGGUUUGA
Chaetomium globosum CBS 148.51 is the source of this 1101-nucleotide messenger RNA. RefSeq lists its product as uncharacterized. NCBI's taxonomy places the organism in Eukaryota, Fungi, Ascomycota, Sordariomycetes, Sordariales, Chaetomiaceae. The record is from RefSeq and is a predicted model, not a curated record. The transcript is spliced from 2 exons. Bases 1 to 1101 code for a protein of 366 amino acids.